Messenger RNA from Balaenoptera musculus (blue whale), 14242 nucleotides. RefSeq names its product zinc finger protein 280D (gene ZNF280D). Gene Ontology annotation, molecular function: RNA polymerase II cis-regulatory region sequence-specific DNA binding; DNA-binding transcription factor activity, RNA polymerase II-specific. The transcript has 20 exons. The coding region runs from base 518 to 2497 and encodes 659 amino acids. The record is from RefSeq and is a predicted model, not a curated record. Gene Ontology annotation, biological process: regulation of DNA-templated transcription. Lineage: Eukaryota; Metazoa; Chordata; Mammalia; Artiodactyla; Balaenopteridae.
CCCGCCCACGGCUCGGCCGCCUGCUCCGCAAUGGGAGCCGCCGCCGUCGCCGCCGUGUAGUUUUUCGUGCUCCUCCUUUUCCUCCUCCUCUUUCUCCUCCUCCUCAGGGCCCCAGUCAGGCCGAUCCGCUCCGCUCACGGGUUUAAGAUUAUCUGACUUUCAACUAUACAGGAUUGCUGACUGCUGAUAGAAAGGUCCUCAUGGAACAAAAUGCACCAUGGAAGUGGCUUUGUUAAAUUCCAUGAGGAAAAAUAAAUAAUAUAUCUCCCAACUGUAUUGAAUAGAAAAAGGAAGGAAAAGAGAUAUAACUUGCUGCCUUGUGUGGAGUCACAUGAUGAUCAAAAUUAGAUCCAAGAAUUUCUAAACCCCAGGUUUCACGUUUCAAUAUUUGGCUUUACUUAAAGUGACUCAUAAAAUUGACUGAUAUCUUGUGUCAGUACAUAAAUGACAAUUUACAGAAAGUCAGCUCUUCAACUUGAUUGGCGACAACCCUUUUCAGCCAAAAAAUAAAUCAAAAAUGGCAGAACUCUUUAUGGAAUGUGAAGAAGAAGAGUUGGAACCAUGGCAGAAGAAAGUAAAAGAGGUUGAUGAUGAUGAUGAUGAUGAGCCGAUCUUUGUUGGAGAGAUAUCAAGUUCAAAACCAGCAAUUUCAAAUAUUUUGAAUAGAGUAAACCCCAGCUCAUAUUCGAGGGGAAUAAAGAAUGGUGCGCUCAGCCGAGGUAUUACUGCUGCAUUCAAGCCUACAAGUCAACACUACACGAACCCAACAUCAAAUCCAGUGCCUGCCUCGCCAGUAAAUUUUCAUCCUGAAUCUAGAUCUUCAGAUAGUUCUGUUAUUGUUCAGCCUUUGUCUAAACCUGGUUAUGUAACGAAGUCAUCACGAGUUGUUUCUAAUAAUUCUUCAGAGUUACUGUUUGACUUGACCCAGGAUACAGGAUUACCACUUUACCAAGGAGGACCAACACUUUCUAUAGCAGGUAUGAAUGAAAGUUCAUUUUUAUCAAAACGUCCUUCUACUUCUGAAGUAAACAGUGUUAAUCCAAAGAAGUCUAAACCCAGUGAAGGUGUUUCUGGAACAAAUUCCUCAGCUGUAUUUUCUUCAGUUAAAUCUCUUUCAGUGACAUCUCCCCAGGCUGUGCCGUCAAAAGGUACAAAUAUCUCAUCAAAUCAAUCUAAAAAUGGAACACCUUUUCCAAGAGCUUGUCCAAAGUGCAAUAUUCAUUUCAAUCUUUUGGAUCCUUUGAAAAAUCACAUGAAGUACUGUUGUCCAGACAUGAUAAAUAACUUUUUGGGACUGGCUAAAACAGAAUUUUCAAGUACAGCAAAUAAAAGUAAGACUGUUGAUUCAGAAAAAGGAAAACUGAUCAUGUUAGUUAAUGACUUUUAUUAUGGAAAACAUGAAGGAGAUGUCCAGGAAGAACAGAAGACUUACACAACCUUUAAGUGCUUCAGUUGCUUGAAAAUUCUUAAAAAUAAUAUUAGGUUUAUGAACCACAUGAAACAUCAUUUGGAACUUGAGAAGCAGAGCAGUGAAAGCUGGGAAAACCACACCACCUGCCAGCACUGCUACCGUCAGUUUCCCACACCAUUUCAACUGCAGUGUCACAUUGAAAGUACACACACACCCCAUGAAUUUUCUACCAUUUGCAAAAUAUGUGAAUUAUCAUUUGAAACAGAGCAUAUUCUUUUACAACAUAUGAAGGACAAUCAUAAACCUGGUGAAAUGCCAUAUAUUUGCCAGGUUUGCAAUUAUAGAUCAUCAUCAUUUUCUGAUGUAGAAACUCAUUUUAGAACAUCCCAUGAAAACACUAAGAACUUGCUAUGUCCGUUUUGCCUCAAAGUUAUUAAAAUUGCAACACCCUAUAUGCAUCAUUACAUGAAGCAUCAGAAAAAAGGAAUACAUCGUUGUACAAAAUGCAGACUACAGUUUUUAACAUGCAAAGAGAAAAUGGAUCACAAGACUCAGCAUCAUCGGACAUUUAUAAAACCUAAACAGCUAGAAGGAUUGCCUCCGGGAACAAAAGUUACUAUUCGAGCUUCAGUUGGCCCUCUUCAAUCAGGAUCUUCAACUACACCUACCAUUAGUGCAAGCACUUCUACCCUUCAGCUCUCACCUCCAAGGACUAAAAAUAUAACUGCUAAAAAUCCCACAAAAUCUAACACAAGUAAACCUAAUAUAACUAAAUCCAUUGCAAGUAAACCUAAUGCAAGUAAGCCUAAUGGAAGUAAAUCUAAAUACAAAUCAAAAAUAUCUAAUAUGCAAAAGAAACAAAGCACAUUGGCUAGUAGCAAUAAAAAAAGUAAAGUCAAUACAGCGUUGAGGAAUUUAAGGUAUCGUCGGGGAGUUCACAAGUGCAUUGAGUGUUGUUCUGAAAUAAAAGAUUUUGCAAACCAUUUUCCUACAUAUGUCCACUGUAGUUUUUGCAGAUACAACACUAGCUGUAGCAAAGCCUAUGUGAAUCAUAUGAUGAGCUUUCAUAGUAAAUCGUCCAAGUAAAAGGUUUUGUAUCUUUAAGAAGUAUUCAGAAGAUCUCAGGGGCAUUACUCUAGUGUGCCUUAAUUGUGAUUUCCUAACUGAUGUUUCUGGCUUAGAUAAUAUGGCUACACACUUAAGUCAACAUGAAACUCAUGCUUGUCAAGUUGUAAUAGAGAAAGUUUCUGUUUGUAUCCCAACUUCUGAACAUCUUUCUGAAUGGAGAAGCAGCCCAGAGAUUUCAAAAAAUGUUCAGGGUACACCUGGACAGUGUCCCCCUUCGAUGGACACAACUGAUGCCUGUUCUCUCUUUCCAAGGAAUGUGACUAAUUUGACUGUGGGACCUGCUCUAGGUUGUGGUCUCAGGAAAUCAGAUCUUGGGGAGACUCCCUUCCCUCAUGGCUGGCCUUCCAUGAGGCUGAUGUUGAUAUAGUCAGAGAUGGUAUCAAGGCCCACCAAAUAGAGCACAGCUUCCCACUGGGGGCUUUGGCUCUUGAUCUUAAGCUUGUGGGUCACUUCUGGCCAAGAAAAUCAAAUCUGUGCUUCAGCAUCCCAGUUGAAGUUUAGUCAUUUUGGCGGCUGCCCUUUAAUCUUCCUCUAGCAUGAAUGCAUCCAAGGAAUACAAAAUCUCCAGUUAUUAGGAAAUGGUUAUUUUUCAUGUCCUUGGAACAACAGGUCUCUACAAUUAUGUUCCAAAAUUUCACUUAUUUUUACUGUUAUUUAAAAUGUAUUACCCAGGAGUAACUUCAUAGUUUUUUGACAACAUCAAUUAUCAGAUUUUUUAUUUUUUAAAAAUUUAGUUUAAUUUUGAUAGCUUGGUUUUAUGUUCUCCAAAUGUAUUGAUGUCUAUUUUAUGAUGUCUAUUUUUAUAUUCUUUUCUUUAACACUGUUGUUUAGUGUUUGCUUUGUUUUGUUAAGAACUCCAAGAUAUUCCCUAGAAUUCUCUACAGAUUUCCUAUAGCUGCUUAUUUAUAGUUUUUUAAUUUGGCUGUUGUUCAGACCAUUAGACAUUAUUAUAUCCAUUCUUAUUUCAGGAUUAUUAUUAUUAAUAUUAUCUUAAUAAUUGUGAGUUCUAAGGUGUAAAGAAUUGACAAAACCUAUUCUUGCAGACCUUAAAACAAGUUUUUUUUUAAAAUUUAGUUUUAUUUUUUUAUACAGUAAAACAAGUUUUAAAGUUACAUAUUUGUACAUCUAAUACAUAAUACCUACUUAGCUAUUAAUAGUUCCUUUGGGUAGUGGUAACAUUAAAAAAUAUAGGGGCCAAUAAUGCACUUGUUUCUAUCAUAUAUAAAACAUAUUUUCACAUAUAUAUUUUUUUAAAAGUUGACAUUUGUUUAUUUUAGUUACAUUGACUAUAGCUCUAAUAAACAGUUUUGAUGCUACUAUUUUGUUUUAAUAAAAAUUCUGUUGUUUAAGUGCCUCAGGAAUUAUUUACUAAUAAAGAAUUUCAUAUGAAAGCUGUAGAUUUAAUCAUAUAAAUAGGAGCAUUGCCUUUAUCGUUUCAUGGAAACCUUAUUAUUUGGCCUGCACACUGAGAGCUGUAUCUACUUAGUGCAUCUUGCUCUUUUUCCUCUGGCACAAUUGAAAGGUCACUGUUCAUACUUUACCAAUUUACUGAAUUUUAAUGACAUGCAAAAUACCUUUUGUGAUCUUAGUUGCUAUAAGGGUUAGGCAGGCUCUGGAAGUAUGACUCAGUCAUGUUUUUUUACUCUGAAGUCAGAACUUGCUCAGUUUUACUUUGAAACAGAUUUAAAGCCAAUAUAGAUGACUACUUAUUAUGUAAUGUGCUUCUUGCAAUUAAUAAUCAAAAAAUUUGAACCCAUUAGUUUUAAAUUUCCAAACUAAUUUCUACGGUAAAUGAAUAAUUUUUCAAAAGCUCUGGAAGUGGCUUGUCUCUCAGUAGGUGGAUUUGGUGUUAUGCUAGUCUUUAUUUCCUUAUCUGUCUCUAGGAAGUUUUGUCAUUCACCCUCUUUCUACCCAGUUUUUUAAAAAAUUUAAAAAUUUUGCCCAGAAACAACUUCUUUACGUUUUUAACAUAAGUUCCUUUUUCACUUAUAGAUAUUUGCUCUACCUUGGCUAUAGUUAAAAAAUAUGAGAAAUUGUAUUCUUGAUAUAGCAAUGUAGGAGUACUGCUUUGUGUUCUUCCAUAGGACUCUAUUUUAUAGUAUUAUCAAGUUCAUUUUCUUAAAGUUUAAACUCCUAAAGUUCUAUCACCUAUAACUUCCUUUUUAAAAACAUAAUUUAAAUAAAACACCUAAGGCAGUUAGUACAAAACUUGUUGAUUAUAGGCAGUUGGUCAUAUUUUAAUUUUGUGCUAAUGAGUUUUAGCUUGAGUCUAAUCCCUCCUUGCCAUCAGGUUAUUCUAAAUAGUUUAUUCACCUGAUCAGAAAUUGCCAUUUCAUGCAUGUGUGCUUUUGGUUACCACUGAAUAAAAAAUGAGAUUGGUUCAGUUUAAGUCCAUCUCUAUUUUGAGAAAAAAUGACUGCUAAACUACAGAGACUUGGAUUCUUGCCCUAUUUUUGUGAUAUUUUGGCAUAACACCUCACCUAUUUGGGCCUCAUUUGUUUAUUCAGCAAAUAUUUCUUGAACAUCUGCUUUGUGCCUGGCACCCUUCUAAGUGCUAGAAAAAUGGACUGAAAUCUCUGCCCUCACAGAACGAACAUUUUAGUGGUGAAAGACAGACAAUAUACAGUAAAUAAAAUACAUAGCAUGUUAGAUAGUGGUCAAUACUAUGGAGAAAAAUAACAUAGGGAAGGGGGAUAAGAAGUACUGGGUGGGAGUUUGGAGGCUGCCAUUUAAAAUUUGGUAGUCAGGGAAGGUCUCACAAAGAGAUGACAUUUGAGUAAAGACCUGAAAGAAGAACUGCAUGGAGACUGGUCUGGCUGCAAAUAAGUGAUUAAGAGGGAGAAUAGUAGGAGUUGGGGCCUGCAAGGUAAUGUGGGCCAUGUGUAUAGGACGUUAUGGACAGUUGUAAGGAAUUCGCCUUUUACUAUGAGAUAAGUAGCUAUUAGAGCAUUUUGAAUAGAGGAGUGUUUUACACCUCAAUAAAAACCACAAUCAACGAAAACCUUUAAAUACAGAAGAGUGUCUGUAUUACCAUAGCUGCUGUCUUCGGAAUAAACUGUAGAAGACCAAGGACAAAAUCAGGGAGAUUAAUUAGGAGGUUAUUGUAAUAAUCCAGGUAUGAGAUGGUGGAGAUUUAGGCUAGGCUGCUAGCAGUUUAGGUGAUAAGAGUUUUGACUUGGGACAUGUUUUGAAUUCGUUGAUGGUUUAUAUGUGAAGUGUAGAAGAAAGAAAGUUUUGAGGAUGAUUCCAGUUAUUAGUGUGAGCAACUGCAAAGAUGGCAUUGAUAUUAACUGAGAUAGGGAAGACUAGAAGUAAUAGAUUUGAGAGGGAAGAUGAUGACUGUGAUUUGGGACAUAUUUUAGUUUGUGAUAUCUAUUAGAUAUGCAAGUUGACAUGUCAUAAGUAUUCACCUGUAUGAAUUUAGGGGGGUGUUCUAAGCUGUAAAUAUCAUUUAAUGUCAUGGAAAUAAAUACAAGUAAAACUGGGGAAAACUGAGUAAGGUUGGUAUAUGUAUCACUGCCAACAUCCUGCUUAUGCUUUUGUGCUAUAAUUUUUUACUGUUAUUUUGUAUUGUAAGAUGUUAUCAUUGGGGAAACUGGACAAAGGGAAUAUGGAAUCUCUCUGUGUUAUUUCUUAUAACUGCAUGUGAAUAUACAAUUAUACCAAAAUUUAAAAUUCAUUAAAAAAAAUCAGGGGACUAUAUGAGAUCACCAAGGGAUACAGUAGAGAGAGAGAAAGGGCAGGGUCCACAGGCUGAGCUCUGGCGAAUCUGACAAUAAAAGGUCAGGGAGAUGAGAAGGAAUUGGCAAAGGAAACUGAGAAGGAGUGGCCGAUGAUAUAGAAAGAAAACCAGGGGAGUGGCAGUGUUCUUGGAGCCUCAGUUACCCUAUUUGUAAAAUGUGAGUGCUGACUUGUUCUAGACUUCUGAGAUUCUAUUAUUCAAUAUUGGUUAUACUUACAUUGUCAUAAUUUGUUCUUAUGACAAGAUAAAUUUAGAAUGCCACGUAUCCUAUUCCCAGUAGCAGAAACAGGGACUCUUUGACCUUGAGAAAAUUAAAUGUUCACAUUAUUCCUCAGCACAUUUAACUCUUUCAUAGGCUCUUGUAAAAGUAGUUCUCUUAUACUUCUAUUAAAGAAAGUAACUAGGUUAUUUUUUCCCAGGUUCUGUACUGUACAAUUAAUGUCCAUAAUUUAUAAGUUGGGGGGAAAAGUUUCCAUGGUCAAAUAAAUUUGGGCAAUGCAAGUUAAAGUUAAAUUGAUUCUUUGAUAUGGGCUUUUUCAUGCUGUAUGUGACUUGUGAAUGUCUAAGAGAAUAUUUAUUUGACUUUAGAGUUUUUUUCUUUGAAUACUUAUUCACUUCUUAAUCUCCAUGGAAUAGUGUGUAGAAUACUGAUCUGGAGUAAUCCUUCAAAUUUUAUGAACUGGGAAAUAAAAAGUAGUUGUGUAGUGUUGCCUAAGAUGGAUUCCUAGACAUUUCAUUUAUGUUUAUGAAUCAUUUGUAAGAUAGUGUUUGUAACUAGAGGCUAGCAAUGUACAUUUUCAUAUUUUUAGAAAUUACAUCAGAAAAAUGAUAUCCUCAUUAUUAUGUUUGUAAAAUCUAAUAAAUGCAUAACAGGGACAGACCAAUUAUUAGUUUAUUCUGCCUCUGAUUAUGGCAGCAAGGGAUAUUUUUGUUGGAGAGUAUGGUUACUUUAUAUGAUUUCACACUAAGAAGCUUAAGAAUCUCUCAUUAUCUGUUUCUAGCUUCUCUGUAACUCCUUAUGCUUAGCUUAUCAAUCUACCCACUUACCUACUUUUCUUGAGACUAUUUUCAGCCUUUUAUUAUCUGUUAAGGAAUUUCUUAUAUAGUAAAGUUUUACUUCCUACUUAAACAGCUUCAGGAGAACUUCUUUGAUACUAAUAUUGGGUGAUUUGAUAGCCAGCUUCAUUUUAAACCCUCUCAGACCCUUAAAGGUACAGUGUGGUGUAGUGGUUAAAGAGCGUAGGCUCUGCAGUUGAUUGCCUAGUUUGGAGUUCCUACCCUGCUGUUUACUAGAACAUGUGUGACUUUGGGUAGAUUACAGACUUCUGCCUCAUUCCUCAUUUGUAAAAUGCAUGUAAACAACAGUACCUGUUCAUAAAGUGUAGACGGAAUUAAAUGAGUUAGUAUAUGUAUAUAGUACUUAGAAAGUGAUUGUCACAUAGGAAGCACUGUGUAACUGUAAAGUUAUCAUUGUUACUCUUAUUACUUUUCAUAAUUUUACUUCUGCCUGCAUUUUGUUCAGAUAGAAUUAUCCUAAUCUUCAGCCUGCUUUUCAUUCUGACCAUCUCAUACCAUUUUCACAAAUCAUUUAUGUUAACUUUCUUUUCCUAACCCAGUAAAUCUUUCUUAAGAGCUAAUUGUUUGAAGCACGUAUUAGUCAUAAAAUUAGAUUUUUGGUGCCUGAAGCUCAAUAAACUUGUAGUUUUAGGGAAUAGUUAUGAAUCCUAGGUUCAUUUUAGUAAUCUCUGUCUUUAAAAAUAGUAUAAAUCGUAUCUUCCCCUAAAUUAUAGUGCCUUAUACUGACCACACUGUGGUUCAUCUCAUCUUUCAGCCCACAUCUCUGAUUUUGAGAUCCUUCUACGGCCUCACUCUAGUCACUUUGGUGUUUGCCCACCUGGAAGACCUUACCUUCCUCUACAAACAUGGAGAAGCUACUGUGAAUCUCUUUUUCUAUAUCAUUUACUGAAAUGUAGGAAUCUACUGUUUUUAAUCCUCCACACUGAAAAGUAUCUUUAUCCUUACUUCUGUGAAGUGUAGUGUUGGGAAAGGAGUACAGCUUUAAAAUAAGGCAGUCCUAGGUUUAAAUCCUGGUUGUAUAUCUAACCAGCUCUGUAGCCUUGUGAAAAUUACUUCACCUUAUCUUCCUCAUUAGUGAGAGGUAUGUAAUAAUUUUUUGCAGGGUGGCUGUAAGAAAUAGAGAUAAUCUGUGGACGUUAAAUUAUUAAUUUAAAUAAUUCAAAUUAUUUAAAUAAUUAAAAUUAUUUGGCACUGGCCUGACAAAAAAUGAUCAUUCAAUAAAUGCAUGUUGUUGGUGCCGUUGUUGCUCUAGCUGCUGCUGCUGCUAAUAUUACUACUACUAAUUACUGCUGUUCCUGCUGUUGCUCCAGCUGUUAUUGCUGUUAGCACUGUUAUUACUGCUGCUACUUACAGGAGACCCUGGGAACUACAUAUCAGUGGAAUCUUCUCAUCAUUGAGAGUUUUAGUGGCAAUCCACUGACUGUACUAACUGUACUGUGGUUAUUUGUAAUUUUGGCUCAUAGUUCUUGGAGUAUAUUCCUCCAAACUGCUGGUUGGAUGGCAUUUUAUUACAGUGUUCAGUUGCACCUCAUAUAAUUGUCAGAUGUCAGAAUUUGAUUGUAGUUCUGACUUUUCCUAUCUGAAGACUGAAACAGCAAACACCCUUGUUGAAAACUGGUACAUAAUCCUCUCUGCUUAGGAGGAAAACUUUUAUUUUUUUAGCUUACAGAAUUUGUUUCUUAAAGAAAACCUUUUAUUAAUUAUUGCCAGGCAUUCAUUUCCAGUCAUCUUGACUACUUAUCUAUUACUACUAAACUUACGAAAAAUGUGUAAUUGUGCUAGUAAAGUGGCUCUUUCUUUUGUAGACCUUUGAAAUGAUUUUUUUUUAAAUCUGCUUUUCUCAGAUAUUAGAAAGAUUGUAACUCAAUCAUGGAAUUGCUCUUUUCCAUCUGCUUCUCCCUUAUUUUGCCCUUUCUCCAUUUUCUUCUGUAUAUCUACCUGGAUAGAUUAAUUAUUACAUAGAAUGGAAGUAAAGUUUUAAAUUUUGCAAGGUUUGUUUUCUUGACAAAAAGUUGAGAAUAGGUGUUUCCCUCUAGCAAUCUUCAGAGCAUAAGAAUCCAUAGUAAAUCCAUAAUAACUCAAGCUUGGAAAACUUGGCUACUUAUUGAAAGAUGUCUAUUUAUUGACUGAAUCAAAUGUCCUAAAUGCCACAGUUUGAAGUGAUUUUAAAAGUUGAUUUAGUUCUCUCAAUGACUUCCAAUUUUGUUCUAAGCAAAGUAUAAUGUAAGGGCACUGACUGGAGUCAAAAUAUCAGAGUUCCAAACCCAGCUCUCUCACUUUAUGUUCAAGUUACUUCAGUUUAUUCAUCUGUAAAUAAUCUUUACAUGAUUGUUUUGAAGACUUAAAAGAGAUGUAAACUGUGUUUUAUAGAUGAAAAUGUCUUUUAUAUUUUAUUAAAUUCCCCUAAUUUAAAGAGUACUAGGAAAAAAAAGAAAAUGUAAAACUGACUCUCCUUGAAGCUGUGAAUUUCCCUCUUGUAUUUCUGGCUACUGAACUUUAUACUUAGCUCCAGUGCUAACUACAUGGCUCUUUCAUAGUAUAAUAUAGAUAACCCUUCCACAUAUUCAUUGACAACAAACAUUGAUUCCCUGCCUUCUGUAUGCAAGACUCUUUGUCAAGUGCUGGAAAUGGAAACAUGAAUGAGACAUAGUUCACGCCACCAGGGUAAUUACAGAAUAGGCAGUCGGAAAUGGAGACACUGAAUCUACAUCUUCACAGGGCCACACAGUAAACUGAUUUCAUAAUUAUUUAAACCCCUAAUACCAUGUAUAUAUUAGAUUAUGUGAUUUUUGUGAAAUGCUACACCAGAAGAGAAUCUGGACUUGGUCCAAAGAGAAAUACCACUGUAUUAUACCACUCUAAACUAAACCAAUAAGUCAUUAAUUAGCUUUCAUAAAUGCAAGCAGAAAGUAAGCUCUUUUAAGAGCAGAAUGGCAACCUUUUAAAAAUGUUUUGUAUUUGAAAAUAAUAUUUCUGUUAAAAAUGUUUACUUCUACUAACUCUAUUUCCAUUGAAGAAUAUGUAAAGAAUCACUCCAUUAUUUUCCUGUGAAGUUCUGAACUUAUUUGGAGGAAUUACUGACUCUGGUCAUAAUCCAAGUUAUUAGAGUCUUAAAUGUUCAAAAUGGUCAGAGUGUCUUCAUUUCAUAUAUUUGGUUUAGCAGAAAAAAGAAAAACUGAUCUCCUCUAUGAGAUACACAGAAUUUAUUUUGGGUUUGUUUCUUUCUCUAACCUUUUGAAAUGUAACUAGGAUUGGAGGUAAUGGGGGAUCAUGUCCUUAGAUUCUCUUAUCCUACCACGGACAUUACUGUCUCAUUACUGUCUCAAACCAAAUCUUUAGUAACUGCAAGAUAGUUUUUCCUUUUCAAAGUGGAUGCAAUACAUUUGCCCCUGGUAUGUAAUUGCAAGUUAGCAAGUAGGAACUGUGUAUCAAAAUACAGUGGUUUCUGGCAUUUUGGACUUCUGCCUUUGAUAGCUGGUAAGCAGGAAGUAAUGGGAAAACCCAUUGAAAGGGAAAGAUAAAUGAAACUUUGGUAUAGUCCUUCAUUUAGGGCAAAUGCUACCAACUUCUACCAGUGUUUCUGAGGUUACUACCAUUUUUUCAGUCUCCCGAUUCUGAGGGUAGUUUGCGAAUACAUUAUAAAUUAAGUAUUCAGGGCUUAAUUCAAUAUUGCCAACAAAAUAAAAAAAUACCAAAAUUAUAGCCCGAGUCUGGCAUUAGAAUCUUCUGCCUCUACUGAUGGUCUUAUUUUUUGCUUCUUAUUUUACACAUAAAUAUUUUGUUUCUCUUGAUUCUUUGUCUUUGGCUUUACCUAGUUCUUUCCUCUGUCCAUUUAGAAUGAUUUUUUACUCUAUCUUCCCUGAUGACCAAAUUAUAGCCACAUCUUCAGAAGUGGGUAGAUUAUUUCAUACUAGGGUAAAUUGCUCAGCAAUCAAAAACUAAUACCUAAUGUAUUUUGUUUGAGGAUGGGGGAGGUAUGGCAGAAAAAUCUCAAAACAUUAAAGAUAUUUAGGUAAAAAGCUUUAAGAGCCUGUGUGGCACACUUAAGUAAAUUCUAGACAGUAAGAUUAGAUUCCUGAUUCUACCCAUGGCAGUAAUAAGAGCUAACAAUUAUUGAGUACAUACACUAAAUGUUUUACAUUUAUCCACUCAUUUAAUUCUCACAAACUAAUGCGAUAUGCACUGUUCUUGUCCCAAUUUUGUGGAUGAGACAACUGAGAUACAGAUAAGUCAUUUGCCCAAGGUCACAUAGCUGUUAAGAGCCUCAAUUUAAAUUAUGGUAGUCUGUUUUCAGAGGCUAAACUAAGAAGUACUAUAGUCUAUUGCUUCCCUGGUUGUGCUUGUGGUUCCAAAUGUACUUUCCUACUUUUACUAUAUAAAGUAUGAGUAGCUGAAUGGGCCUGAGCUUCAAUGUGAAGACCCUUUGUUUCCCCAGGAGAGCAGGCAACAACUGAUACAGUUGUAGCAUUGGGACCAGAAUCUAGCCUCCCAAUCUUAGAGUAGUAUUUCUAUGAUAUAUGAGCAGUAGAACAUUUCAGCAAAACUGACAUAAAUCGGUCUAUUAGUAAGAUUAAUUUGGCAAUGAUAGCUCAGCAUGUUUUAGAGUGGAAAACAUCAAGAGGCAGAGAGAUCAGUUAAGUUUUUCACUUUUCCUGGCAUGAAUUUAAGGGAGCCUGGUUUAUAACAGGGGAUUUGGCUGUGAAGAAAUGCAGUGGAAAUUUGAAGUAGAACCGGUUCUGUUGCUUAAUGGAUUUAUUACUUUAGCAUUUUUAGGCUGUAGAUUUUUCUCAUUUACAAGAUAGGGGCAAUUGGAUAAUAUACUCUCGUAGGACUCAAGUCUAAUUCUAAUAUACUAUGAUAUUUUUGAAUUGAUUGAAAAAUAAAUAGUAAAAUGUAGGGGUCAUGUUCUGGUUGUUGAUUUGCGGGUUAUUGGUUUAGAAGUGAUUGUUGGAAUUGUGCCAAAGGAUGAGCUGUAUAAGACUAAGUAGGUCUGAGCAGUAAAUAUAUUUAUAUGAAUGGCAGACAUGUAGGGGGUCAUGUUUGCUCUCCUCAUUUACCUUUAUCCAAUUGGUACCUAUAUUCUGUUGGUUUUACUCUAUCACCCUCCUAAAGCCUUCCUCUUCUUUGACACUCCUACUGCUUUACCUGGGACAGUCAUUAACUGUCUCUUUUUUUUUUAAAUAACAAAAAUUUAUUAUUAAUAUGUUAAGUCAAUAUUUCAUGAUAGAAAAAUUAUGUGAAUGCAAUGACAUAGAAAUUUCUGGGACUUAAAAGUAAGAAAAAUAGUGAUCAUAAGUUUUUCCUGCUAUUUUUGAGCAGAAACUUCCUGUACUGCCUAGGGAUCACAGCUGCAUAAGCAAGCAUUAGGACUGCAAGUAACUUUGAACUCUUUGUAGUUGAGAUGCCAUAUGACUUCCCAAUUUCUGUGGCCUUUUCAUUGACUCUUUAUGUGUCUAACCAUUUUUUUUUUCUGAGUCAAAAACUAGGACCCAUAAUUCUGAUAAAAGAAAGAAAAGAACACUUUGUUGUUCUUUUAUCAGUCAUUAACUGUCUCUUAUCUGGACUCCUUGUCUGGAGCUUAUCCUCUUCUGAUACUGCCCUUUUUCUUUCUGAUGCACAAAUCUUAUCAUACUUUCUUAUUAACCUUAGAGUAAAGUUCUUAGCACAAACGCUUUAGUGUAACAAUCAAGAUCUUUCCUAAAGUAGCCCUUGCUAUCUCUUCAGUUGCAUCUUUGACUACUCUCCCUUGUUCCCUACCUCCUAGUCAUAUGAGACCACUCAGUAUCAUAUCAUUGCUAUGUUUUAUAUUUCUUUGCUUUUCCUCCACCUUGACUCUCCUUUCCCUGCUUUGCUAACUCCUGCUCUUGCUGCAAAACCUUGUUCACUGUAGUAUCUUCACUGCCUCCUUGCGCCUUUCUCCCUCAUAGUGGCUCAGUCCUUUGUAUAGCCACAAUAUACAUGUCUCUUUUUUAGCACUUCACAAUUCUGUAAACAUUUGCUUCAAUACAUUUCCUUGACAGUAACUCCUUCACAGGAGGGACUGUGUCUUUGGACUGGAACUUUUAGCACAGUACCUAAUGUACGUGCAACCUGGUAAAUGUUUAGAUCAAUGAUCCUUUCCACACAUCUGUUAACACCUCUCAGAACAAACGGUCAGAAAUGGUGCACUAGAUGUUUUACUCUUAUUUAUUAGUAUAAUGAUUACUAUCCUAAAUUUAAUCUGGAAUGGGUAACUGGAAGGUCUUGAGAACUGGUUGACCUUACUACUGGCUUGUUGUAAACCUUUUUUCAGCUUUUUAGUUUGCUUAUAAGUAUUUGCAAAGAUUACAUUUUGAAAAUCAGCAUUGAAAUUUUUGGCUUUUAAAUGUUAUUAGAAGGAAAGAAUGUGGUCUGAUUGAAAUGAAUAUGAGCGUUUUCCCUCUACCCCAUUUAUUUAUAGUAUGAAUGAAACCUCAAAAGAAUGCAAUGAUGUAAUUUAACCAAAGUGCUCAUUUUACAUGUAGCUUUGGAUUGGUCAUGUGAUCUGCAGAAAAAUGCAAGUAGGGACAUUUAUUUUAUUUUGAACUUUAGAGGGAAAGUAGGUUUACAUACAGAAGAAAAAUUAAUUAUUUGCAAUCUUGAUCACUAAUGGUUGUUGUUGAAAUCCAUAACCGUCAAUCCUUCUGUUCUCCUUACAUUGAAAUCUUAAAUAGUGUUUGUUUUAAAUGCUAUACAAAAUUUUUCUAUUAAAAAAUAUUGCAAGAAUUCACAGGUGAAAAGUCUAAUUAUCUAAUGGCAGGUCAUUAGCUCAGAACUUUGAGCUUAGCAAAUUUCACUGUCUUCUACCAAGCAAUUGAGUAUCUCAAAUGAUGACUAUUUCAGCAGGCAUCUUUAACGGAAUAAGA